GCGGGCAUCGGGUCACCAGGUAUGACAGCGGGCACUGGGUCACCAGGCAUCAGGUCAUCUGGCAAGGCAGUGGGCACCGCGUCACCAGGCAUUGGAUCGUCUGGCUCGACAGCGGGCAUCGGGUCACCAGGUAUGACAGGCGGGCACUGGGUCACCAGGCAUCAGGUCAUUUGGCUUGUCAGCGGGCACCGCGUCAUCUGGCAAGGCAGUGGGCUCCGAGUCAACUGGUAUGACCGCGGGCACUGGGUCAGACAUUGGAUCGUCUGACUGGACAGCGGGCACUGGGUCACCAGGCAUCAGGUCAUUUGGCUCGACAGCGGGCACCGCGUCAUCUGGCAAGGCAGUGGGCUCCGAGUCAACAGGCACGACAGUGAGCACCGGGGCAUCAGGUACCGGAUUGUCUGGCUCGACAGCGGGCAUCGGGUCACCAGGCAUCAGGUCAUUUGGCUUGCCAGCGGGCACCGCGUCAUCUGGCAAGGCAGUGGGCACCGGGUCACCAGGUAUGACAGCGGGCUCUGAGUCAAUUGGCACGACAGCGGGCACUGGAUCAGGUACCGGAUCAUCUGGAUCAACAGCGGGCAUCGAGUCAACUGGC
Staurois parvus is the source of this 595-nucleotide messenger RNA. The record is from the annotation of a GenBank genome assembly. Lineage: Eukaryota; Metazoa; Chordata; Amphibia; Anura; Ranidae.